This is a messenger RNA of Gryllus bimaculatus (two-spotted cricket), 68 nucleotides long. NCBI's taxonomy places the organism in Eukaryota, Metazoa, Arthropoda, Insecta, Orthoptera, Gryllidae. The record is from the annotation of a GenBank genome assembly.
AUACCAAAUUAUACUGUGGUGAGAGCAAGCAGAGAUGGUGUUGUAUGCUCGAGCGUCGAAAUUCUGUG